CACACACUCUCACAGGAGGACGUCAGGAGGACAGAUGUUUAGGUAGACAAGACGGACAGACAGAUAGAGAAAGCAGCAUGGCGUCCUUCAUCCCGGAGCACGGUCUGUCCCCCCCGCUGUGUGGACGCUCCCAGCAGGAGCUCCCGUCUCUGGGCCUCGACCCGUCCGACUUCAGCCUGUACAGCCCGCCGGCUCCUCCUGAGCCCGGCUUCUCUGCGCCAUCCUGGCUCCCGCCUUCCAGCGACCCGUUCGCCUGCUUCAGCAGCCCGGACACGGGCGCCAUCCCUGCGGCGGGAAUCCCCCCGGCCUUCUACCCGCACCUCUACGGCCUCCAGCGUCCCCUGCUCCCCGGCUGUCCCUGGUUCUCCCUGUCCACCACGGAUGACAUGCUGCGCCUGGUCCGCCCGCCAUACUCCUACUCCGCCCUCAUCGCCAUGGCGAUACAGAGCACGCCCGAGCAGCGGCUGACGCUCAGCCAGAUCUACCAGUACGUCUCCGACAACUUCCCGUUCUACAGCCGCAACAAGGCCGGCUGGCAGAACUCCAUCCGACACAACCUGUCGCUCAACGACUGUUUCCGGAAAGUUCCCCGCGACGACAAAGACCCCGGUAAAGGAAAUUACUGGACUUUGGACCCAAACUGCGAGAAGAUGUUUGAUAACGGAAACUUUCGCCGCAAAAGGAAGAGGAAGGCCGACAACAUGACAACUGGCAAGAAACCUUCCUCCUCCUCCUCCUCCUCCUCCUCCUCCUCCUCUUCAUCAGAGCCCAGCCCUAAAAUUCCCAGCAUGCACUGCAGUGGCGGCGGCGGCACAGAGCUCGCUGCUCUCUCGGACGCUCCCCCCGGCGUCAGCAGCUUCCUGUGUCCCUCCCUCCCCCCUCCUCUUCCUCCUCACGCCUCCUCCUCACUGUACAUGCAGGUGUCGGAUCACGCCUCCCCGCCGCCGCCGCCUCCUCCUCAGGAAUACUCGUACUCGCCCGGCGCUGUGGUGCCACAGUGGGACGCCUGCAGCUCCUCCUCCUCCCUCCAUCACUCCUCCCCUCCUCCUCUGCUCCCCUCCUCCCAGUUGACUCCCCCACACCUCUCCUCCUUCGCCGAUCCUCAGGCCGGCUCGCCGCCGCUCUACGCCGACCUGCAGACGGCGUGCGGUCUCCUGCCGGAGCUCCAGGAGGCCCAGCAGCUGCAGCAGCUUCAGGCCCAGUGCGGGGCUCUGUUCUCUGGGGGGUUCUGUGAGGCUCUGCCCCUCGACCCGCUGGUUCUCCAGCAGUGA
Molecule: messenger RNA, 1271 nt
Organism: Plectropomus leopardus (leopard coralgrouper)
Lineage: Eukaryota; Metazoa; Chordata; Actinopteri; Perciformes; Serranidae
Gene: foxi3a
Product: forkhead box I3a
Biological process (GO): regulation of transcription by RNA polymerase II; cell differentiation; anatomical structure morphogenesis
Molecular function (GO): RNA polymerase II cis-regulatory region sequence-specific DNA binding; DNA-binding transcription factor activity, RNA polymerase II-specific
Source: RefSeq, a predicted model, not a curated record